This is a messenger RNA of Lindgomyces ingoldianus, 2373 nucleotides long. RefSeq lists its product as uncharacterized. The record is from RefSeq and is a predicted model, not a curated record. NCBI's taxonomy places the organism in Eukaryota, Fungi, Ascomycota, Dothideomycetes, Pleosporales, Lindgomycetaceae. The transcript is spliced from 25 exons. The coding region runs from base 1 to 2373 and encodes 790 amino acids.
AUGCAGUGCAAUCUUGCCAGUCUUGUCAAUAAUACCAAUAGACUCUCGAAGAGGAUCGAACUUUGUGCCAAGGUAUUCUUUGAGCUCCCUGAGGCGUCUACAAGACUCCAUGUUCAAGUUGGGCUCGUUCGUUUUGACUCCAUUGACGAGACCAAAGCUUCUGCUGAGGGUAUACUCUCGCUCAGAAAGUCUGGGAGAGUAGAGUUGGAUUUGAGACAAUUUAUGUUGGAGGACUAUGGUCGAUGCAUCCACCCACCAUUAUUCCAUUUAUAUAUCGUGGAUGAAAAAUUCCUUAGAUUUCUCCGCAAGACCCUCCAUAUUGCGGGAUUUCUUCGUUCCCAAUUGGGGUCACUGAUAGUGGUCGAUAUGUCGUCCCCUCAAACACUAUACUUCAUACCGAUCGAUAUUUGUAUCGACACAUGCUUACACAUUGAUAAGAGAGUGGAUCUGUAUGUGAAGAUGGAGUUUGACCUGUCUUCGAGGCUGAGGACGAGAAGCCAUGUAAAUUGCUUCUUUGAGGCUUCCAACGCGCCGUACUACGUACGAACGUACCGAGUUCGUGAGCCGUACCGUACGUUUAAUGAUGCCCUAGGUACGGUACGUAGUACGGAUUGUAUUACCCUUUUGGGAAGUUUGUAUACACAGUUAUGUUACAGCUAUCCAACCCCUCAGUUUACUCUCGUUACCCCCUAUCCUGCAUUCCCUCUCUGUGACUUGUGUUUCCUGAUCAAUACCCCUCACACCACGCCUCUUGCCGCCUUACAGGCCUCAUCUAUCUUAGCUGUUUUGACUGGAGUACGGCGUACUUUAAUCGAAUCUUACGAUACGUACACCUACCUCUCCUCCUCCCUAUCGUACGAACGUACACAAAAUCUCACCCGUACAGGCCUCAAAAUCGCCCAAUCGUACAGUACUACGCCUCAUUUUGACUUGAACUCCUCUAACAGAUUCAAACAACAUCCGUACUUUAGGUCGGACAACUUCGACGGGACGUCUUCCCCUUGGGAGAAUUCUUCUCCUAUAUGUCCUAAAAAAGGCUUGUAUCCAAUAUCCUUUGAUGGAGGAACCGCUUGUAUAUGUCUCGCAAUGACAUCAAUUGUUGGCUCGCUGAGAGAGUUGAAAAAAGAGACACCGGUUGUAGCCCACUUUUUAACAGAAUCACCGACUAUUCCUUCACAAACGGUCAGCUCAGCUGAAUGGAACGGAGGCCGUAAAGUGAGUUAUAACCACUUACAAGUUAAGGAUUUUGAUGCUUGCUGGGUGGAGACGAAACAAGGCCAUAGUCUCUUGCCUCCGAAGCCAGGAUGGAGUUUCCUGCUGCGGCUAGGGGAACGAUUCGUUCGGGCCACGGCGUAUAACCUAAUCGGAUUGAAAAUAUUAUUCUUUCAUGAUAGCACCAUAUAUUACUUUAAAUUCGGCGUUGAUCUGGCUAAAAAAGAUGACGAAGAAGGCCACCUUACGGUUUUUUGGGCGGAGUGCUGGGAUGAGUUGAAUCCAUGCUCAUCCAUAUGUGUGGCCCCUGUGGCGGCGGUGCGUCUCGACGAGCACGACAGCUCCUUCUCCAGUAGCCAUAAAUUCUUUGCCAUAGUGAAGGAUAGGCGUAGAAGCUUUGUGAGGGGAGUAACAAGUCGUCGUUCCCAAACCUGUUGGCUAGUACUUUGCUCAGGCCGUCUUACAUGCACGAGUGAGCGAAGUGGCAAAGCUAAGGAGGGCAGAUACUUACUCUCUGGAGCAACCCUAAUUACUGAUUCAAAGGCGAUCACGGCGAAUGGCGUAUUUGAGCAACCGGCAAUAACGACUGCCGGAUGCGAUCCAGUUAGCGGUGAAGCCAACAAAGCUACCUUCAUCUCACCAUGGGGUCCGGCUUCAAGGUGUAGAAUCAAUCAGAAGGCAUUUGUAGGAAGGAACGAUACCACCCUUGGCAGGGGGCCUAGCGGUAUUAGAGGGGGUACCAAAGUUCAAUAUAGAUCAAUCAAGAUCUUGGCAGAUAUUCUUCGAAGAAGAGAGAGAAUAAGUUGUAAACGACAGCGCUUGAGCACAGCAGUAAUCAACUCAAGACUCACCGAGUGGCGUAGUUCCACUAUCAAGUACAAGCUUCGGCUGAACCGGGCACUUGAUUCUUAUCCAUCAUAUUCGUUCUCAGGAUUGGGUGGUGGAAAAUACAGUCUGGAACAAGUCAAUAAGCUUCUAGCUCCAACGUGCAAGAGCUCCUCUGAACAUCCUGCCUUGGCCACUAACCUCAUCCUGUUGACCAUUCAUCAGCUCAGCCUGUUUUUCAAGUUAGCCUCAGAAGAUGAGGUAGCAUAUGAAUUAUACUACGAGGUAUUGCCAAGAAUCUUGAAUUACAACGACCGAAAAAUGUAUCAGACCUAA